AUGGUGCGAGCCAAGCAAACGGCGCAGAAAAGCACUUCAGCUCGCCCGUUUCUCCUGAAAUCGUCAGCUCAAGCUGAAGCAGCAACUGGAGAGACGCGACCACCAGGGAUCAAGACCGACCUUGAGACUCUUAUCCUCAAUGGCUUUGCAUUCGACGGCAACGUCGCAUUUUCGAAGAAGUAUCCAAUGGGCGACGCGCCAAAUCCAUAUCUGGCUGUUGAUGGUUUGGGCUCACUCGGUAUUCCGCUCGGUCAACGUGAUGCACAAGCAUUCUCGUUCUCGGACAAACACAUUUGUGAAGUCACAUCUGACAAGAUCUCAUUCGAUAACCCACAGUGGAACUCUUGGGCUCAAGACACCAUUGCGCAAGUCGUGGCGGAGAAACUAGCUCUUCCUGGACCCUGUUCUCUUGCGUUUCGGAAACUAGUCAUUGGCAGAAGUGGUUGCGAGGAACCUAUAGUCGCGAAAGAGUUCGUUUCACACUCCUCUAUGACCUGGAAGCUAAUUAAAGGAAUAUCCAGCAGCUCUGCCGUCGGGCAUGUCAUCGUGUUCCUAUCCAGUAAUUUUGACGGCGGUCCACUCAAUGUCAAGUAUGGCGGCCGUCAAAAUAUCUUCAACGUUGCAACGGAUAGCGGCGCUGCGACGACCAUCGUCGCUUGGUAUGCGAAAUGUCAACUUGAUUUCGGGUCUGUCAAGGACGGUUAUCGCCUUGCGCUUGUCUACGACAUCGAAAUGGUCCCGCCCCUCGAUUUGUCUUACUCUGGACCUCCCGAUAUGUCCGAACUGACGCAGAAGCUCCGUCAGAUUCUGCAGACUUGGAAAGAGUCUGAUAGCGUGGACCCACCAACCCAUCUUGCAUGUGUGUUGCGCAGAACAUACAAACGAAGCACAUCGUUCAGCUCCAUGUCUCUCAAAGGAGCGGAUAAACUGCUUUUGAAGAAGCUUGGUCCACUGGCACGCGAACUCGGUUUUAAGCUCCACCUAGCUCACGCCGAAGGCCAAAUCCGGCUCCGGUGCUACAUUCGCGGCUAUGACCCACUGGGAUACGAGGACUAUGGGGACGAUGAGUACGACGAGAGUGAAUUCGAAGAUGAAGGAAGCGACGAUGACGGCGAACAUAUUUUGGAGGUCAAGCAGGUCGUCGAUAUGGGUGGGAUGCCGGUGGAUGUCGACGAACUGAGAAUGGUGAUGUAUGACGAAGAUGAUCCUGGUCACGCUGCGUUCAUUUGUGGACCGGUAAUCGACCGGUCUAGGGCCCCCGAUAAAACGGAAUUUGAGAGGGACGAGAUAUUUUCUGCAAACCGCAUAAAAACUUGGAAUCGCACCGUUCUGUUGAUCUGGUUGGAUGACAGCGAGAUUGGCCAGAGCGUUGUUCCCGGGAACAUGCAUGCUUAUGCCGCACACUUCUUGAGCAAGUCGACUACCACGAAUCCAACGCGCCGAGAAAAAACUGUUGCUGAAGCUCUCGUCUCACGCAUCAAGGCAUUUAAGUAUCCCGUCGAGAAGAAGCACGCGAAUGACGAUGACUGGUUUUUCUCGACGGAAGAGCAGCAAGCCAAAGCAAAAAAGAAGGAAGCCUCUAGAAUACCUGCUGCAGUUACUCUUCUGCGUCAAUGCGCGGAACGGUGGAAAGACCUCGAGCUGUUGUUGCGCGUGUUGGCUAUAUCGGAAGCAGAGCAGAACAUAUCGAUUGUUGGCGUUGACGGUCUGGCCUCCGCUUGCGGCACAUUUGGAUGGGAUGUCUUGAAAGACUUCUGCGCCAAAGCAAUCCAAACUGACCCUUCGAUAACCCGCAAACAUGGCCUUGUUGACCGCUUCAUCGUUCUUGCAGCUGAACAUAAUAUGCUUGAUCUGGCUCGGUGGUGUACCGAACAGAAAGCUAUAUUGCCAGCCGUGGCAGAGGAGGCAGUAACUGGGGGAAAACGGCCUUCGACAGAAAAUGACAAGACCAUUCCAGCUAAGAAAAGGAAAGCUUAG
Messenger RNA from Mycena indigotica, 1977 nucleotides. RefSeq lists its product as uncharacterized. NCBI's taxonomy places the organism in Eukaryota, Fungi, Basidiomycota, Agaricomycetes, Agaricales, Mycenaceae. Bases 1 to 1977 code for a protein of 658 amino acids. The transcript has 8 exons. The record is from RefSeq and is a predicted model, not a curated record.